ACAGGAAAUAGCACCAGAUCAUGCAGAGCGGCCGGCGACGGCUCCGACAGCGAUCAGAGCGAAAGAACGAGUCGGUGGACAGCAGUAGCGACUCAGAUGUGGAGCUAGUGACCAAGGUCGAGGGAGUACGGCCGCACUCGCAGGAAUUAAAGACUGGGAUAGCAGAAAACGCGUGGGAAUGCCGUAUGUGUACAUUCCUGAACGAAGAUACUCGCGCUUCCAGAUGUGAACUGUGCGAAAGCGCUCGUCCCGGGCUGCCGAGGAAGACACGGAAGCUGUCACAGUGGCUCUCGCAGCCAAUGAACAAGACAGAGCACAAUAGCAGCACGAAAAAGCAGUCAUCAGGUGCUUCAAUGGAGCCUAUUGAGGUCAUUGAUAGCAGCGAGAGUGGAAAUAGUGAUGACGAUGCAAGUGUCACCUCGGCUGCGUCGUAUAAUGGAGAGGCUACUUUAUUACGACGGAGCAAUGGAAAGGUAGCGACUGCCAAGACGAAUCAAGGGCUGUGGACGGAUUUAUAUGCCCCGAAAACGGUUGAUGAUCUUUGUGUGAACAAGAAGAAGGUGCAGGAGAUCUCGGAAUGGCUGGAUCGGAAUGCGUCGCCACAACCAGGUGUGUUCCAGAAGCGGUUGUUGUUCUUGUGUGGUCCGCCAGGAUCGGGUAAGUCGACGGUCGUACGUUGUAUUGUUCGACAGCUCGGUCUACUUAUCAAAGAGUGGGAAGACAACUCAGCAGCUGGAAAACUGAACUAUGAACGCAUGCUUCGGGAAGACUUUUGGACGCCGCAGAUAUCUGGAGUUGACGAUUUUUCAGAUUUUAUCCAUCGCUCGUCAGCCUACGCUGCACUACCUGUUGCUACGUCCCGCCAUGCAUCAUCUAUUGGUGGCAAGUGUCGACUAUCGAGCACUCAGCCAGGUUCUGGCAAUUUGCAGAAGACAGGACAGGUGAUUUUGAUCGAGAGCUGGCCGGAGUCAUGGUCGAAAGAUAAGUCGCUAUACGAGGAGAAGCUUCAACGGAUCUAUCAACAUGUGGUAGACCCAGCUGGAGGAUGUCGUUACCCUGUAGUUUGCAUCUACAGUGACGUCCAGGGCAGCAAGAUUGACCUGGAUCACCUGAGCCGAAAGUUUUCUCGCGAGGUGAUGCAUUCGCCGCUGACUUCAGUGAUUAAUAUCAACGCAGUGACAUCUGUGCAGCUAAAGAAACAUCUUACUCGCAUUACUGCUCAAGAGAACUGUCCCUUUCAGCCGGCGGAUAUCCAGAAUAUAAUCGACAGUAGCAAUGGAGAUAUGCGGCACGCUCUGAAUAUGCUGCAAUUGUCGCUCAACCCCAACGUAAAGAAGCACAAAGCUGUGUCAGCAACCACUACGAAGAAGGGGAAAAGGAGAAGAGUUUCUUCCGCGAAUUCCGAGGCAUCAACAGCGCCAAGCGCUAGCAUCCGUGAUCCAUUUCUCUCGGAUUUCCACGUUGUUGGAAAGCUGCUGCACGGUAAAAUGUUGGCAAACAAAAAUGCUGAUGAGAGCGCGUUAAGGAAUGGAGCGAACACCAUCGACUACGAUCAGAUCUUGGAUGCCUCUGCUAUGCCACUUGACCGAGUGCUUGCACUCGUUCAUGAGAACAGCAUUGCAUACUUUACGCAAGUGGAAGAUCUGUCUGGCGCUCUGGACCUAAUGAGCUUGUGCGAGGUGUUGGUUGCUGAAUCAUACAGCGGCGUCAGGAGUUCUGAGGUACGAUUUAAAUGGGUUGCCUGCUUACCCAAUUUUACUGAUUGAAGAACUCUGUUGUCGCAUUUGAACAAGGCUUUUAAGCGCUCUCGGGGCGUUGCGCAAGCCAUUCUUAUGCGAACCGUUGCAGUGACGAACGAAAAUCCCGCUCCGAAGGCAUUCCGACCGAUCACGCGGCCCCAAACAUACACUGCAAAGCAGCGUAUUGUGUCCCGUCGUGAGGAAAUGUUAGUGGCUACUCGAGGAGGCAAGCAUGGGCUUCAACAUGCAUGCACGGGGGAUGUGUUUGCAUUCGAAGUGGAGCCUUUUUUGACAAUCAUGGAUCGAGUGGGUGGACCUGCUACUCGGCAGAAUGCAGCCGGCACAUUGGCAAUUGACUCACUCUCACUCAAAGAAGAGGUCGACGAUGAAAUCGAGAACAGUGAUGAUGAGUGGUAAGAGUUACAGUAACUACAAUUUUGAACGCACAAAUUACUACGGCUCAGGUGAUGAGGCUAAGUUGGACGCGUUCGCCAUGGCAGCAGCAGAUUUUCUGAUACUGCUGUCAUACUCUUUCCUCUUGGCAAAGCUACUGUUUUUGAAUUUGUCACCUUGCCCCUCAUUUAUGGUGAUAAUUGUUGAAGCAGCAGUCGAAGUACUUUGUUCCUUCUGCUCAAGGAGUACGCUUGCUUUCACCUUCUUCAAAUUGUUCGUGACACUCGGUGCUGUCACCUUUGCACCUGUACCAAGCGGGUAUGGUAACCCUUGCGAAGAGGUUACAAUGGAAUGCCCAGGACGGGACUGGCUGUCAUCUUCUACUGUUGGAGACGGCAUCUCCAGUAGCAGACUCGUUUCGUGCCCCACCCAGCGAACAAUGUAUUCGCCGUUACGUUUGCGAUUCAAAUCACCUUGAAGACGACGAGUUGCUGCAUAAUGGUGACUGUGGCCUGAGUUUGGUCCAUUCUUGUGAGCUGAUCCAUCACCAUCGCGUAACUUUUUUUCCAAAUUAGCAAGGCGCUGAUGACAAUUGAGUUGUCCAAGUGAAUGUUUGUACCAUUCGUACAGUGUCAACGCCUUCGUGAAGCAAUUGUGAGCGCCUCGUAGAUUUCCGUUGCGUGAGUGAAUCAUGCCGAUCGCACUCAAAGAUGCCGCUUGUCCAAUUUUGUUUCCAACAGUUUUGUACAGAAUGAGAGCUGUGCCGAAUUGAGCCUUGGCUUCGUCGAACUUUGUUUCGGUUGUGAGUAGAAUGC
Molecule: messenger RNA, 2947 nt
Organism: Phytophthora nicotianae INRA-310
Lineage: Eukaryota; Oomycota; Peronosporomycetes; Peronosporales; Peronosporaceae
Exons: 2
Coding region: 21-1766 (581 amino acids)
Biological process (GO): DNA repair; mitotic DNA replication checkpoint signaling; DNA damage checkpoint signaling
Molecular function (GO): chromatin binding
Source: RefSeq, a predicted model, not a curated record